AUGAACAUUCCCCUUGGGAACAAGAAGGGGACUCAAGGACCCCCUGGAAGCACAUGGCCAGAGGAGCUCAUCGCGCUGGGGCCUGGGGAAUCUGCCUGGCAGGUGGUCCUGAAGAAGAUCCAGGAGCUCUCUGAUUCAGACCACCGAGACCCCUUCAUGGUCGCCAACCUGGGCGUGCUGGCCAGCCGCCAUCAGGCCUUCUGCCGCGCCCUGCCAUGGGUCUCACCCUUCUACGCGGUGAAGCGCAACAGCAGCAUCUGGGUGCUGCGCGUCCUGGCCAUCCUGGGCACCAGCUUCGACUGUGCCAGCCAGGUGGAGCUGGAGCAGGUGCUGGGCUUGGGCGUGGCCCCCUCGCGCAUCAUCUACGCCAACCCCUGCAAGCCUGUCUCCCACAUCCAGUACGCUGCCUGCCGGGGGGUGCAGCUCAUGACCUUCGACAGCGAGGAGGAGCUGACCAAGGUGGCCCAGCACCACCCCAAGGCCAGGCUGGUCCUCUGGCUGUGGACCCAGGACAGCGAGAGCACGUUCCCCCUGAGCGCCAAGUUCGGGGCCACCCUGGAGGUGUGUGAACACCUGCUCCAGUCUGCCAGGGCCCUGGGGUUGGCGGUGGUCGGGGCCAGCUUCCACAUGGGCUCGAACUGCCAGACGGCGCGCUCCUUCACCCAGGCCUUCGCUGACUGCCGGCGCGUGUUCGAGAUGGGCCGGGCCUCCAGGCACGACAUGAGCCUCCUGGACAUCGGAGGGGGCUUCCCGGGAGAGGAGGGCUUCGAGCCUAAGUUUGAGGAGAUGGCAAGAGUGAUCAAUGCUGUGCUGGCCCAGGACUUCCCCGUGGGGGGCGGCGUUGAGAUCAUCGCAGAGCCGGGGCACUUCUACGCCGCGUCUGUCUGCACGGCCGCUGUCAACAUCAUUGCCAAGAAGGCUGUGCUGCAGCCCGGAGGCCACCGCAAGCUGGUGUACCUCAAUGAGGGUCACUACGGCAUCUUCCGCAUCUUCUCCAGGGAGCCUGUCCCCAGGAUGCCCAUUGUGGUGAAGGAGCUCUGCUCAGAGCCUCCCCUCUUUCCCUGUACCCUCUAUGGUCCCACAUGUGAUGCCUUUGACAAGCUCUUCCCAGGGGAGCUGCCGAUGCCCGAGCUGGAUGUGGGUGACUGGCUCGUCUUGCCUUCCAUGGGCGCUUACACCACCACCGUGAGCUCCACCUUCAACGGCUUCCUGCCCGCCUCCGUCUCCUAUGCCAUGGACCCUGAGCUCAGGUGUACCAUGGUGGCCAUGGCCAUAGAUGGGCCGGAGAAUGAGGUGCUCCUGGGGGUCUCUGCAGACCCAGGCUCCAGCUGGCUACCCCGAAGCCCCUGCAGUCCUCAAAGCCCUUUCGUGGCCCCACAUACUUUCCUUCCAGAGCCGUAUCUGCUGGCGACUCAGAACGACCCCGCGAGCUCACGAUGA
Molecule: messenger RNA, 1440 nt
Organism: Ailuropoda melanoleuca (giant panda)
Lineage: Eukaryota; Metazoa; Chordata; Mammalia; Carnivora; Ursidae
Product: antizyme inhibitor 2-like
Cellular component (GO): cytoplasm
Molecular function (GO): catalytic activity
Source: RefSeq, a predicted model, not a curated record